AUGGCUAUCCCCCGCGGGAAGGACGUGACGGGCGUGAUGAACGUGACUCUCGUCCCAACCCUGACGCUCGUGACUCUCGCGAAGGGUCGGUUGGGCAACGAUGGCGUCGGUAGCAGGGGCAUUCCGCCGGGGAAGGCUCAGCGCGUGAUCGCAAUCGCGAUCGGGAGCCUCGAGCCGCUCAGGUCGAGCAUGACAAAGACGAGCGUAGCCCGAUUGCUGGUUUUACAUUGGCGCAAUGGGAGCAACUCAAGCAAUUUUUUGGAUAUCAAUAUAAGGGUGUUGAAGACCCCUCAGCUCACUUAG
Molecule: messenger RNA, 303 nt
Organism: Linum trigynum
Lineage: Eukaryota; Viridiplantae; Streptophyta; Magnoliopsida; Malpighiales; Linaceae
Source: the annotation of a GenBank genome assembly